Drosophila elegans is the source of this 1143-nucleotide messenger RNA. RefSeq lists its product as uncharacterized. Bases 70 to 693 code for a protein of 207 amino acids. The record is from RefSeq and is a predicted model, not a curated record. Lineage: Eukaryota; Metazoa; Arthropoda; Insecta; Diptera; Drosophilidae. The transcript has 2 exons.
GAUUGUGGAGUGGUGUGAUGCGAGAUCUCGGCUUGGAAUCAGUCAAACAAAUCCCAGUUCGCCGGCAAGAUGUGGUUCUCUUCGACUAUUUUCAUUGUCCUAGGAGCAAUAACUUUGGUCCAGGCUAACAUGCAGUUUCACUUCUCACUGGAUUUCCAUGUGAAGCAGCCACCCAACUCGACCGACACCAUCGACAAGACCAUUUUUGUGGAGAACAAUCAAAUAUCGAUGGUGGACAACGAAGAAACGACAACCAGGGCUCCGAUGGGCCAGUGGACGGAUCAGGAUCAGUAUAAUCAGGCCACCCUGCAGAAGGUGAUGGAUACACGGAUAUCGGUGCAGCAGCUGAACACGGAGCUAUCACCCUUGGCGGGCAGGAGUACCGAUCUGGCCAGGAGAAUCAAACAGAGUCUGCGUUAUGUCAACGAUGUGGAUGCCGCCCUGGAUGAUCUGACCAACUUUGGGCAGCUGGUGGAGCUGCUCAGGAAGUUCGUCACCCUGGUGGAUGGCCUAAGAGAUCCCAACAAUCUGGGAGGAAUCCGCAGCCUGGAGUACGUACUCCUGAAGCUAGCCCUGGAGAAAUACGAUCUUCUUAAGAAGCGACAGGAGGUCGGAGAAUAUUUGGAUCGGGCGGAGAGUGCCUGGCGGAGGUACCAAAACACUCAGGUGGUUCUGCUCGAUAACUCCACCUGAUCCCAGCCCAUUUGCUUAGGGGUCUUAGUCUUACAGACCUUGCUAGGAAUAUAUGUACAUAGUUUUAGGAUAGGGCAGGACAAAGACCAGCAUCAUCGGACGAGACAAUCGCUGCACCAUGAUCUAGGAUGGCACGGCCCUUCAAAAGGAAUGAAAGCCAUUGAAGGGACUUCCUGUCUAUUAUUCGGGUUCACUGCAAUGCCCAGAAUUGCUACAGGUACGCCAGGGGAGAUGGAUCUAGGGGUAGCAGAUCUAAAUCUCCUUCGGUGCCCGGUUUCGUUAAGGCUGGAAAAUACGUUACACACGCUGGGAAUGCCUAAAUACACUGAGGAAAAAAUUAGGGGUGCAAAUCAUUACCAUUCGUAAAUAAAAAGUAUUUUAUUAAAUCCAAUUGAUUCUUAGGGGAAAACCAUUAUAAUUUGUAUAUCUAUUAAACUGAACUCAAGUCCA